AUGCUGUCAGGAAAGUCACCUCUGGACCCAUUCCCACGGAUCGAGGUAUGUGAGUCAGAUGGUGGACGAAUAGCCACUCCGCAUGAUGAUCCUCUUGUGGUCGAUUUCAAAAUAUCCAAUAUGAGGGUGAAGCGCAUCCUAAUAGACACGGGGAGCUCGUCUGACAUAAUGAGCGUGGAAUGCCUCAACCGCCUAGCACAUGACCCCAAAACCAUGGAUAGCAUACACUAUCCCAUCAUUGGUUUUGGAGGAAGCAUUAUACAUCAUGUAGGCGUCAUCACUUUGCCGGUUCGGAUUAGGGAUAGAAAAAAUGGACGGAAGAUGGACGUGAACUUCCUAAUUGUUAAGGACUUGACAGUAUACAACGUCAUCUUGGGACGACCUACCCUGAACAAGAUUAAAGCAGUAGUCGUCACCCAUCUGAUGCUUUUGAAGUUUGUAUAUGAUGAUGGGGCAAUAGGGACCAUACAUGGAGACUAA
Molecule: messenger RNA, 480 nt
Organism: Spinacia oleracea (spinach)
Lineage: Eukaryota; Viridiplantae; Streptophyta; Magnoliopsida; Caryophyllales; Amaranthaceae
Exons: 1
Coding region: 1-480 (159 amino acids)
Source: RefSeq, a predicted model, not a curated record